AUGACUGGGGGAUAUUGCAUUGACUUGUCGAGAUUUCCGUCCGUCCCAGAGGGUUUCUACGCGACCAACAGUCAGUUCCAGAUAGCAGGUCCAAAGGGUUUCAUCCAAGUGAAGGUUCUGGAGAACGAUAAGCUCUACGUGCGCGUCGACUUGCCGGGUGUUCCAGACGACGCCAUCCGCCACAGAGUCGACGCCGUGAGACAAAAGAUCGUGUUUUUCUCCGGGGAAACUCUCAGGGACGGUAACGUGAAGGAGGGAGUUCGUGAGUACUCUGGAACCGCCGGUUUGGGCUGUGACUGCUGCGAGAUCACAGGAGUUGAUGCCAAGAUGAAAGACGGAGUCUUGAGGAUGGUUGUGUCGAGGGUCAAAGUGAAGGAUCACGAGAACAAGUGUGAUCUCGUUGUGCCUCCUUUCACAGGGAGGUCAGGACGUGACAUUGAAGAUCAUCCGUUUGUGGUGAGAGGUCGCAAGGGAGCUUUGUACGGAGAGGCGACGAGAGGUGGUCGUGGAGGAGGGCUUUACUUCACCGUUGAUGUGCCUGGUGUCUCUAGUGAAGAUGCCGUGGAAGUGUUCGCUCUUGAGGAUGAAGUGAGGUUCUACGCUGAGGUGAAGACUGCGAGUGAGCACGAGGAGAGUGCACGUGUCUACCUUGGCAGUGUCCUCAGCGAUGCUCCUUCUUCUCGCAUGCCUUCACUUCUGAGCUACGCCAUUACUUGGGAUGUGGUCUUUGGCGUUCUCAAGGUUCGUGUUGCACCUCCUAGCCCCAACAACAACAACUAG
Microthlaspi erraticum is the source of this 780-nucleotide messenger RNA. Lineage: Eukaryota; Viridiplantae; Streptophyta; Magnoliopsida; Brassicales; Brassicaceae. The record is from the annotation of a GenBank genome assembly.